Molecule: messenger RNA, 3303 nt
Organism: Scedosporium apiospermum
Lineage: Eukaryota; Fungi; Ascomycota; Sordariomycetes; Microascales; Microascaceae
Product: Stage V sporulation protein K
Exons: 2
Coding region: 1-3303 (1100 amino acids)
Molecular function (GO): ATP binding; ATP hydrolysis activity
Source: RefSeq, a predicted model, not a curated record
AUGACGACCGAGGACGAAAGAACUAACAAGAGAGAUGUCGGAUCGGCGUCUUUGAGGGAAGACUCUGCGGUUGUGUUAGAAACUGGGGGCCAUCCAACUGGGAAUGAGACUUUAUCAGAGGAACAUUUGGAAGAAAAAUCAUCACGGACGGGGACUUCUGAGCUUGUUCGUGGUGAUGAGAAAGCAGACGAGGCCGAGGAUUUUGUCGUUGUCGAUACUGGAGCUCCUCAGACUACACCAGAAGCAUCACUCAACGAGGUCGACACAGAGGACUCGACAGCUCCUAUAGAAACCAAGGUUCACGAAUCUACCUCUCCCCAAACCAAUGUCGAGGAAGGCGAGACUCCAUCAGGAACCAGUUCUGGGGGUGAUGCUUCGGAUGAAUUAAACAAACAGCCUCGAAAGGCAACAGACGAUGAGGGGCUGGAGGCUGCCAAGAGUAUUAAGACCGAAGAGGACAGGGAGGAGAGCACCUGGGAGGUACAGCCAGAGGAGAUAAAACACACCAGGGACGAGAAAAACGAAGGAGAACCAAGUGAGGAGGAAGAGAAGGAAGAGAAGGAGGAGAAGAAGGAGAAGAGCGAGGAUGAGGACGAGAAAGAUAAUGAGAGCGUGGAGGAAGAGGAUGGGGAUACAGACGACGAUGACUCCGAUGACAACUCCGAUAACGAAGGAACCGACUCCGAUCCCUCUUCAUCAAAAAGCUACGAUGACACCCCAGAAGAGGUCGACGACAAUUCAGCGGCUCGCCUAGAAUGGCUUCGUCAGAAACCCAACAUCUGGCGGGCAAACAGGGGCCUCGACCGAAUCAUGUGCAUGGUGGGCGUCGAGAGGGCAAAGGCGCAGUUCCUUUCGAUGAAGGCUUCCAUCGAGGCUUCUCAGAGGAGGGGAGAAAAGCUGCAUGGCAAAUCUAUAGACAUAAAUGUGAAUGGAGGCGACGGAACAGGAAAGGAUUCCAUCAGGGAGCACUUCAGAGCAUUCAAGGACGAUUUGUACGACUGGAGCGACGACGAUAUCCACGUGUCCAAAUCGCACUGCACAACCCGCACCAUCAAUCUAGACAACUUCACCGAUGCAGAAAUCCACGCCCUUCUCAAACUCCUCUUCAAGAAGCGAAACCUCGAGGUGGAGGGCGGCGUCGGCGGCUUUUACACGGAAAUCUUGGCACGGAGGAUCGGGCGGGGUCGGGACCAGGAGGACUUUCGAAACUUUUGGGCCAUCAAAGAUGCGUUCGUCGAGGCCUGCGAUCGCCAGGCCGACCGGCUCUACGAAGAGCGUCUGGUGUGGGAGAAGAACGGGAGUAAAGAAGGCGAGGAGCCUGAUGACAGGUACCUCACCAAGGAGGAUUUGCUGGGAAAGCCGCCGCCGGAUCUUCGAAAGACGAGCGAGGCGUACAGAGAACUUCAGGCGAUGGUGGGAAUGGAAAAUAUCAAGAAGGCAGUCGAGGAGCUGAUGGACCGCGCGAGAGUCAACUACAGGCUCGAAAUGAGGGGGAAGAAGUUGAUCGAGACGCAUCUCAACAGAGUCAUUAUCGGGCCACCGGGUACGGGCAAAACCACCGUUGCCCACCUCUUCGGACGCAUCAUUUGCGACCUCAAUCUCGUUUCAAAGAAAGAAGUGGUCGCGAAAGACCCGAGCGAUUUUAAUUCGAAAUGGAUCGGCGGUCCGCAGGCAAACACGAAGGAGAUCCUCGAAGAAACGCAGGGCAAGGUCCUCAUUAUCGAUGACGCGCAUACCCUCUGCCCGAGCGACAAUGUAGACCGGUCGUCAUCUAAAGUCGACACGAACCGGUUUGAGAUCUUGGAUACGAUUGUCGCCAAAACAUCCGCCAAACCCAACCAGGAUCGUUCGAUUAUAAUGGUCGGAUACCCAGAGCAGAUGCACGAUAUGUUCUUCAAGGGUAACCGGGGCCUUCGUAGCCGGUUUCCGCCCGAAGAAGCGUUUGUGUUGGAGGAUUAUAGCCUGCCACACUUAAUGGACAUUUUUGAUAAGACGCUCCAAGAGCAGGAGACGGAAGCGACGCCCGUGGCGCGGGAGGUUGCAUCACAAAUCCUUGGUAGAGCGAGGGAUAGGCCAAAUUUUGGAAAUGGGCGGGACGUUGAGAAUUUGGUAAAUCGGGCGAGGUCUGGAUACAGAGAGCGGAUCGUGAAGCAGCGUGCUGAGGCUAAAAUGGAGGCAGCGACAAUGGAGACUAAUGGAGAGGUGGCAGGAAAUGAAAAGGACGUCAUCGGCCCCUUGGAAGUAAAGGUUGAACCCCCCGAAGCCGAUGGAUCCGAGGAGAACCCAGCGAAGAAAGCAGGGGAACCCAAAGCGCGAGAGUCUGAGGACAAUCCUCCUGACAUCGAGCUUGAUCCUUUCGAACUCGGCGACCACGUAGUCCUGGAACCUGAAGACCUCGACCCCAACUGGAAACGAGCAUCCGGCGCCGGCGCAAGCUGCGAAGACUUAUUCAAAGAGUUCGUAGGCUUCGACCAAGUUGUCCAACAGUUCCGGGGCUAUCAGCAGAUCGCGGCGGGUAUGAGACUCCAUGGCAGAGACCCACGACCAAACAUACCCUUCACAUUCGUCUUCAAGGGUCCACCCGGAACGGGCAAGACGUCCACGGCCCGAAAGAUUGGUCAAAUCUUCUACGACAUGGGAUUCCUCGCUAGCGCCGAGGUCAUCGAGUGUUCAGCCACCGACCUCAUCGGACAAUACCUAGGCCACACGGGGCCCCAAGUACAAGCCAUCAUGGAGAAGGCCCUGGGAAAAGUCCUCUUCAUCGACGAAGCGUACCGUCUCGGUUCCGGUACCAGAGGAGUCUCGAGCGGCAGUUCCUUCGAAGAAGAAGCUGUGGGCGAGCUGGUGGACAGCCUCACGAAACCGCGGUACAUGCGUAAGAUGGUGAUCAUCCUAGCGGGCUACAGCGAGGACAUGGACCUGCUCAUGAAAUCCAACAGGGGCCUCCGCGGCAGAUUUGCCACAGAGGUUAUCUUCCCUCAACUAAGCCCCGCGCAGUGCCUCCUCUUCCUCGGCCAGCUCCUGGGAAAGAUGGACAUUACCAUCAGGGAUAGGACGGCGCCGAGCAGCGAGGAUAAGAGUAAGGUGCAGAGGUUGCUGGCCAAGUUGAGCGCCACGAGGGAUUGGUCGAAUGGGAGGGAUAUCGAGACGCUUUCGCAGAAGAUUAUUGGGGAGGUGUUUAUGAUGGAGGGGCGGAAGGGGAGGAAGUCGGCGAGGUUGCAGGUUUCGACGAGGGAGCUUAUUGGGUUUUUGCAGGAUAUGUUGAGGGCCAGGUUGGCAGGAGAACUGCAGGACCGUGAGUGA